AUGCAAGAAUACGAAUCAUUCGACCAAUUCAACCUCUUACCCAUAAUGAAGGACGGCAUCAAGGAUGACCUUCUGCGAGGAAUGGUGGAAAUCAAGCCAACGCCCAUCCAGAGGCUUGCUAUUCCAGCCAUGCUGGGCCAGGCUAGCGCCUUCAAAGUCCGGGGCGAGAAGAGGCAAGACUUUCUACUUGCUGCCGAGACUGGUUCUGGCAAGACGUUGGCGUACAUGCUGCCGGCCGUCAACGCUAUGAAGAUCGCUGAGGAAGCCAACCCUGAGAUCCAGUCCUUCAUGAAGCGCUUCCAGGAGGAGAAGGAAAGAGAACAGAAGGCCAACAAGGGCCCCAAGUCCAAGAAAAUGUCUGCAUUCGAUGAGCCUCACCCGACCAUGGCUAGACCUCGCAUCAUCGUUCUGGUCCCUUCUGCAGAGCUCGUGGAACAGGUUGGAAAGGUGGCCAAAACCCUGUCGCACGCCGUCAAGUUCAAAGCAGAGGUUCUCUCCGCCAACCUCAAGGCCCUGACGAUCCAGCGCAAUCUGUACUCGCCGCGUGGUGUCGACAUGGUUGUCACGACGCCUCACCUGCUAGCCUCGAUUGCCGAGUCCGAUCCCAACGUCCUCUCUCAAGUCACCCAUCUGAUUGUCGACGAGGCGGACUCGCUCUUUGACCGAAGCUUUGCCCCCGUUACCACGACCAUCAUUGAUAGGGCGAUGCCGUCCUUGAAGCAGUUCAUACUCUGCUCAGCAACAAUACCCAAACGACUGGACAAUUACCUCGCCAACAACUUCCCCAACAUGACGAGAAUCACAACGCCGAACCUUCAUGCUAUCCCCAGAAGAGUUCAACUCGGUGUCAUUGAUGUUGUCAAGGACCCUUACCGCAACAACAAGAACCUGGCCUGCGCCGAUGCCAUCUACACUAUUGGUCGAGAAGCCUCCAAGCACGAGGGCCCGAUCCAAGGUGAAAUUGACGUCCGCCGAAUUAUGGUGUUUGUCAACGAACGUGAGAAGACAACGGAGGUUGCUGAAUACCUUCAAUCUAAGGGCAUCGACGCUAUUGCGUUGAACCGGGACGCAGCCGAGAGCCGCCAGUCCGAAAUGCUGAAAGCCUUCACUUCUUCAGAACCCUUGCGCGCAGUGUCAUCACCAGAGGCCUCCGUACCAGGCAAACGAUCGCUGCCCAACACCAAGGUCAUUGUUGCCACCGACUUGGCCUCUAGAGGUAUUGACACAUUGGCUGUCCGCCACGUUAUUCUUUACGACGUCCCGCACACUACCAUCGACUUUAUCCAUCGCCUGGGAAGAGCGGGUCGCAUGGGACGACGUGGAAGAGGCAUUGUGCUUGUUGGCAAGGAUGACAAGAAGGACGUCGUUGCCGAGGUUAAGGAAAGCAUGUUCAUGGGUCAGGCACUUAUCUAG
Molecule: messenger RNA, 1413 nt
Organism: Colletotrichum costaricense
Lineage: Eukaryota; Fungi; Ascomycota; Sordariomycetes; Glomerellales; Glomerellaceae
Product: DEAD/DEAH box helicase
Exons: 1
Coding region: 1-1413 (470 amino acids)
Molecular function (GO): ATP binding; mRNA binding
Source: RefSeq, a predicted model, not a curated record